AUGGAAAAUGUGCAAAAUAGUAUGCACUUGGUUCUCUCAACUGAUGCAAAGCCAAGACUCAAAUGGACUCCUGAACUUCACCAAAGAUUCAUCGAGGCAAUUAAUCAGCUUGGAGGUUCAGAAAGUGAAGAAAUGAAGAACAGUGAAGGUCCUUGUAGCAGCAGGGAAGAAGGUAUUGGGACACAGAAUGAGAUGAGUGAAAGCAUGCAAAUUGCUGAGGCACUCCAUAUGCAAAUGGAAGUACAGAAGAAACUUGAUGAGCAAAUUGAGGUGCAGAGACAUUUGAAGCUUAAAAUUGAAGCACAAGGGAAGUACUUGCAAUCAUAG
This is a messenger RNA of Arachis ipaensis, 327 nucleotides long. RefSeq lists its product as uncharacterized. Gene Ontology annotation, molecular function: DNA-binding transcription factor activity; DNA binding. The record is from RefSeq and is a predicted model, not a curated record. NCBI's taxonomy places the organism in Eukaryota, Viridiplantae, Streptophyta, Magnoliopsida, Fabales, Fabaceae.